AUGAGUCUCCCAACGAAGGAGCGUCUGAACGAGGCUACCGAGUUCUUCCAGUCACUAGACCUAGUCACUAUGGCGCGCGAGGCCGAGAAAAUCGCAAGCGCACGCGCGCAAGGGAGAAAGAGAAAUGCGCCGUUAGUCUCAGCAGCAGAGCAGUCAUCUUCGCCGAGCGCUGGGGAAGUCGCCAAAUCGCAUGAUGAAAGCCCUCCGAGCCCGUUCACCGUCUCUCUUGAAUCUUUGCAUGCGCUUCCUCGUGCGCGCGCCGCAACGGUCCUACAUGCGGCGCCUGUCGAUCCUACUGCUCGUUUGUAUCCCUUCUGCGAACUGCUGCGGGACAAAUUUUUGGAGGCCGGAUUUUUGGUGGGUGAGCAGAAGAAGGAGAAGGAUAUCAAGCAGACGAAUGAUAAGUCUACAGAGGGCGCGGCAGUUGAAGAGCCCUCCCACCUCGAGGAAAUCCCAGCCAACAUUGCGGAAGAAGACGCGCUUAGAUCAGACAAGUCGAUAAGCACCGAAGCUGUAUCAAAGAAAUCUACAGCUUCAAAACCGAAGAUCAGACCGCUUCUCCUGCACGCUACGGUGGCAAAUACGAUUUAUGUCCGUGGGAGAGCACGGGGUGGAGGACCGCAGAAGGGUCAAAAUCGCAAAAACCAAUACACUUUCGAUGCACGGGAUUUUCUGUCUCACUAUCGGAACUAUUAUGUUGACAGUGAUAGAACGACUCCUCGAGCUACGGUAGUUACAACUAGCGGGGAUGGUGGUGAGCAAGAUCCGCUGAACGGGGAGGGUCUUUCCGAUAAUGAGACCAGCCGCCCGGAAAGUGAGGAAGACAGGUCGCCGAACAACAGAAGGGCGUCUAGGGAUGCCACAGGCGGCAGUAGACAGCAAUAUGCCUUUGUGUGGGCGAAGGACUUCGCCCUUGAAACGAUAUGUAUCUGUGAGAUGGGUGCGAAGAAACUUGACCCGGAGGCCGACGAGGAUGGAAUGAACGCGCGUUUGCGAGAGAAAUACUUGGCCGUAAUAGAACGGAGCUUGGAGUUUCAGUCUAUCGGAGACGGAGAUGGUAAGGCCGAUGCCAGUAGUGAUGGGGGUGGUGUGAAUAUUCGUUGA
Aspergillus bombycis is the source of this 1104-nucleotide messenger RNA. RefSeq lists its product as uncharacterized. Gene Ontology annotation, biological process: regulation of DNA-templated transcription; DNA alkylation repair. Lineage: Eukaryota; Fungi; Ascomycota; Eurotiomycetes; Eurotiales; Aspergillaceae. Bases 1 to 1104 code for a protein of 367 amino acids. The record is from RefSeq and is a predicted model, not a curated record. Gene Ontology annotation, cellular component: nucleus. The transcript has a single exon.